AUGCCCGUUGUUGGUGCUCUGUCCCUCGGUAGACGGGCCCAAUAUGCUACUCGAACCCUCUUCUGCAAGUCACUCGGCAACAACGCCCGUCGCUCCUUCUCCAACCACGGCCAUGUGAAGAGCGACCACCUUCCUGCUGACAAGCAGCGGGACUUGCUGCGUCGAGUCGCUGUCGAUUUCUCUCCUUAUCGAUCAGCUGCUCUUCAUCUAUACCAACAACGCGAAGACAAUCGCAAACCAAAGACAUGGCACCUCUCAUCGAGUCCCAACCACAAGGCUCUGAAGAAGAUUGUCGACCGUCGCUUGGAACUCAUGGCCGCCUCUGACACGUCACACAAGCCGGACACGCCUGAUGAUAGGAUCAUCUCCUUGACAGACCGAGAACACCCUGUUCUACGCUCCCUGGGCUACACGCAGCAUCACGUCGACUACUAUGCCAACAUUCUCUCUACCAAAGACUCGCUCUUUGCCGCCCGCUUGCUCACGGGAUCCCACGCUCCUCCGCUCUUCGUCUACCGCGGCUUCCUCGCUCGACAACACAUUCGUCCUGAAGCUCUUCGUCUUCUUUUGGACCACCUGCCAGACUGGGAUUCCGAUACACCCUUCCUAUUCGACCGCCUUGUCUUCCCCAUCUUCGAGGGAUUGUCACAUCAUUGCCGUCGCGUCUGGCCUGCCGCUAUACCCGUCGUGGCCACCUGGCUGACCCAUCAACUCCGUUUGUCUGAUGAUCGUCUUCUCCGCCUCGAAGAAUCCGACAUGCAUCAUGAUGACCAUGCUUUCAUCUCGCAUCUGACCUCCCGAUCUAAUCAUGCUCUCCGUAUACUCUCUCAGCCCUCGCACAUCUCUCCUUUCAAGAACGUCGGCUUUCAAGAGGCUGCCCAAGCCAUCAUUCUCAAACACAUGGCUGAUCACACCCCUGCUCUUGCUAUCGAUCGAGUAGGCUAUCGCGCCGUCGUACGCGUCCAACUGGCCACUAAGAAGACCCCUUCUGACCGAGAAUGGGCGAGGCUCAAAUCUCCCUCCUGGCCUCCGUGGAAAGAAGAUCGUACCGGUAUGGAUGCCCGUAUUGGUCUCGACUAUGGCGUUAGUCGUGCUCACCAAAUCUUGAUCAGGAUGCAGGAGGCUGGCUACUCACUCAACCUAUGGGACCAGGUUGCUAUGAUAUAUGCAGGCUGGGAUACAGACCGCAGCCCUACAAUACAGAAAAGAGUAUUCCUCGACGACCUGCCCAAGCGCAGUUCUGCUCAAAGCAUCUGGAUCGCUCGUAUCAAGACGACUCGUACGGCUCAGCAAGCCUGGGCUUGUUUCUUGGCAUACCAGGACGAGAAUCUNCCUGCCGACCACCGUAUUUAUCAUGCCAUGUUCGAAGUAUUGAUACAGGAGCGCAANAGAGUCAGACUCGGCCCCGAAAACAUUGGUCAUGAGGUUGAAGACGAUGAUCCGGAUCCUCUAUAUCCAGGUGAUACCAUGGAGAUUGGCUCGCCCCCGUCAUCUGCACAUCAGUUGACGUAUAUUCGUGCCGAGAUACCUUCAGUCCAACAGCUCUAUGACCAUAUGCGCGAGGACGGAAAACAUCCUUCCGACGAUACCCUUGUUAUGCUUCUAGACAGCGCAGAGACUCUCGCAGAGGGCCUUGUCUAUCUCGAGACCGGCGCUGAAAGAUAUCGUUCUGCUAUCGACGCUCUCCUUCAUGGGUCUAAGCAUGACCAAUCCUUGCACGUCUUGCCUGAUCAUAUUUUUACGGCCUACAUACGCCUUCUAUGCCGUUUCCCUCACACUCCGCUCGACAGGGAGUUGACGCUGCUAUGGCGAUACGGCACUGUGGUUAAGUCCAACUUUGACCUCCGACAACCACUAGCCCGAGCUCUCUAUCUGCUCGUCGAGCAGAAACGAACACACGCGCCAGCCUGGAAUUGUGUGUUUGCUGCAUUGGCUCGUAGAGCUGCGCCAACUCUGGCUUCGAGCUGGCGAUCCUUAUAUCUUCGGGGCAAAGAUUCUUUGAUCACAGAAAAUGAUCUAUACGACAAGAUUUUCGCAUUCAAUCUUGCCCGCCAGGUCAACGUGACCAUGUGGGAGAACGAUCUCACGUUUGACGAGGACGCCUUUCUGUGCGUCUGCGUCGUCGCUGAGCAUGCAGCAAGCGCCGUUCACACUGUCUUUCAAGAAUAUGGAUAUAACCCAGAACUCGCUUCCGAAGCCACAGGCCGCCUUAUCACGCAUGCGAACACUAUGUCCCGAGACGGCCAUGGCUGGAUGAAAGAACAGUUCUGGAUCUUGACUGAAGGCGCAAAGGACUCUGUCUCUACUGAGUCGGAGACACAACAUUCCAAACCCGAGUUGCCUCGUUUGUACACCAUCCCUCGUCCAGCCUUACUGCACGCCUACGUUCGCGCCUUGGGUAUAUUGCGCGACUACGACGGCCUCAANGAGCUGGUCGAAUGGAUGCGUAAACAUCGAAGGGCGCUUGCCAAGCGCUGUGCUAUGGACCGCAGAGGUCACGUCUUGAUGCGGAGAGCCCUGAUUGCUCUUCGUGUGUUUGUCGAGGAUCGAUGGGAGCCUUCGAGGCCCGAGCUUGACGGUGGGGAGGCUCCUCCUUCCGCAUCAGCUGAACAGAUUGAGGAGAUCAAGACGCUUGUUGAGAGUGUGGAAAAUUGGGGUGGCUGGCCGUCCGAGGACGAGGUCGAGAUGUAUGUCGAGUAUGGUUGUGGAGGCGGUUGA
Messenger RNA from Aureobasidium vineae, 2718 nucleotides. NCBI's taxonomy places the organism in Eukaryota, Fungi, Ascomycota, Dothideomycetes, Dothideales, Saccotheciaceae. The record is from the annotation of a GenBank genome assembly.